CGAUGGCGGUACCGCCGUGACAUCACCCCGCGGCUUAUAUAGUUGGGGAAGGGUCUGGGUCCCCCGUCUGGUGCCUGCAGCCGCCCGUCAGCACGCGUGCGGAGGGCGAGGAGCGGCGGGGCUCUGUCUGUCUCUGUCUCUCUGUCUCUCUGUCUCUGUCUCUCUCUCCGUCUCUCCCUAGGAUUUAUGGACUUUACUUUCUAGAGGGCGGCGCGGCAAGGAUGAGAGUGCAGCUGGCGUGCGUGGUGCUGCUGGCCCUGGCCUCCUGCAGCCUCUGCUCGGAUUCAGAAGAGGAAAUGAAAGCAUUAGAAGCAGAUUUAUUGACCAAUAUGUACACAUCAAAGAUUAACAGAGCAAAACUUCCUUACUGGAAAGUGACCCUGCUAAAUGUCUGCAAUCUUGUCAACAACAUAAACAACCAAAUGGGGGAAACAGUAGAGGUAGAUGAGGAGGAUCUGGUUCCAGGAAGACAGUUCCCUGCCGCUCUGGAUGGCUUCAGCUUGGAAGCAAUGCUGACAGUAUAUCAACUCCAAAAAGUUUGCCACAGCAGAGCUUUUCAGCACUGGGAGUUACUACAGCAAGAUGCUUUUGAUCUGGAGAACUCAAGCCAAGAAAAAGAAAUCAUGAAGAGAAAAAAUCCCUAUAUUCUGAAACGGCAGCUACAUGUGAACAAAGCUAGAAGACCAUACAUACUCAAGAGAAGUUCAUAUUACUGAUGCAGCAGAAGAAAACAAUGUAUAUUUAGUUCAUAGGUAACUGUGCAUUAUGGUUAUCUUAUCUAAAUCUAAAAUCAUACUUGUGUGAAAAUAUACUCUGGAAAAUCAAGAUGAUAACAUAGCUGUGUCUUUUUUGCAAUUGCUGUUUCUUGAUUGUGGAUUUUUCCUACUUGAGAUAAUUGGACUAAUACAUUUGCGAAUAAAACUAGUUUUUAAGCAUGAUGUAUUGUACAAAACUGAGAUUUCAACAUGCUUUCAAACAAUCUUGUAGUCUUUUCCAGUUUUAUAAAGCACACCAACAUAACACCAAGUAAAUUGAUAUUGUCCAUAAAUCCUACUGAGAAUCUUACAGACUCUUAAUGCAACACCUCAAACAUGUAAAUGUUUCCAAAUUUCUUGAAUAAUAUAGUAGUAAGCAGUGCCACAGUAUUUUAUGUUUUGACUAGUUUAAUUUAUUAGCAAUAGGUCCAAGGAAGAAAAGGAUUAACUAUUAAAUGGCAGUUUCAAAAUGAAUAUUUUAAAUAGCUUGCUUGUAAUUGAAUUUUGAAUUUUUUAUUUCUAAUCUAUGAAUGCUCAGGAAAAACAAAAAACAACAAGAAAUUUAGUGAAAUGUUGGAAAGAUUAAUUGAAAGUAGAACAUCUUAAAAUUACUAUUGAAAGGCAUUGCCUUUCCCUCCUUCCACAAAUUUGUAUAAAACAGGAAGUUUCAGAGUUGAAAACAGUCUUGGAAGCUAACAGAGAGGGAGGGUCACAGCAUGGGAAAAAAUGUUUUCAAGCCAUGAGGAAUCAACUGUUGCCUGAAAGUUACACAUUUUCCAGUUCCAUGUUUGUGAUGUGUGCAUGAGAUUUGGGAUCUCAAUGAUUCUGGGUUCCAGUUUGGAGGAAAAGUCUGAAUGGGCUGGGGCCCACAACAACCAUGAAAAGUGAGGGGUUGUCCAAGACCUGUGAAGCCUGGAUGCUCAGACCAGAAGGCAAAAGUGGGACAGACAUUGUUUUUGAAAACUUACCUGUUUCCUGUUUGAUGUAUUUCCUCAAAGCAAUUCUCCUCCAACAAAUAAACACACCAUCACAACCCCCCCCCCAAAAAAAAAAAUCUAACAAAAAAUGCCCUCAAACAGCCAAGAACCCAACAGAAACCCAAACACUUGGAGAAUUUUCAAAUCCUCUCACAAGGUUGUUACACUUUGUUUCAUGGGGAGGGAAGGAGUUUUUAAAGUAAAAUGUAUUUUAACAAUAUUAAAGCUAAUUAUAUUUCCUUUUCUCACUGCAAAUAUUAUUAAUCAGUUUAUUCAUUCAAUAACCCUUAAAUGCAUGCACUGACAAGAAAUACCUGAGCAUAAACUAAUUAUUGCAAUAAUCAUUAUGACUCAAAUACAGCAAAGCAAUUAAGUACAUUCAGUCUCAAUGUUUUAAGUGCUUAAUGUGCUUAAGGGCUUUGCUUAAAUAAGUAAAUUCACACCCCUUGCUUUUUUUACAAAACACAUUGAAUUAGACUGGAGACCCAGCAUGCUCUCAAGUGGUUAAGAAAUGCUUUCUUUCCAACAAACUUGUAACAUCCCUAGUCCUAUUAUGGAUAUUUGCAUUCUAAAAUGCCUUUUGCUCUGAUAUAACAAAGCAGAGCAGUUUGUUCCAAAAUUCGCCGCUUGCAGAACCUGAGGACAAAAAAGAAAA
This is a messenger RNA of Melospiza georgiana, 2387 nucleotides long. It is a transcript of the gene NTS, whose product is annotated as neurotensin. Bases 222 to 716 code for a protein of 164 amino acids. The record is from RefSeq and is a predicted model, not a curated record. Gene Ontology annotation, cellular component: extracellular region; axon terminus. Gene Ontology annotation, molecular function: neuropeptide hormone activity. The transcript is spliced from 4 exons. NCBI's taxonomy places the organism in Eukaryota, Metazoa, Chordata, Aves, Passeriformes, Passerellidae.